ACUCCGUGUUUGAUAGCGAACACUUCCCAUUUACUUCACAUGCCUUCCUUCAUUCAAUUACUACAGCCAAAGUCAGAGAUAGUCUCCUCCUCCCACCAUCUCGCAACGCCCAAUUUAUUACUCUUCAGAUCUUUUCCUGCUCCCGAGUAACUAUGUCCGAUGCUUUGAUCAAUGGCCUCGCCGGCGCCGGUGGCGGCAUCAUCGCUCAGCUCAUCACCUAUCCGCUCCAAACCGUAAAUACGCGGCAACAAACGCAACGAGAAUCGAAGGAGGGGAAGAGGAAGCAGCUUAGCACUAUUGAGCAUAUGUGCCAGGUUGCGAGGCAGGAGGGGUGGGAUCGGCUCUACGGCGGUUUGGCGCCGUCGCUGGUGGGAACGGCGGCUUCUCAGGGUGUCUAUUACUACUUCUAUCAAAUAUUCAGGACCAAAGCUGAAGUUGCUGCCCUUGAUCGUAAGAGGAGAGGGAUUGGUGAUGGUUCAGUUGGAAUGUUAUCAUCACUUGUGGUUGCUGCUCUAUCUGGGUGUGUUAAUGUGCUGCUGACUAAUCCAAUUUGGGUAGUUGUCACUCGCAUGCAGACUCAUUCAAAAAAGGCCAAAAAUAGUCCAACUGGAGCUAUGACAGCAGAGGAUGCGAUUCUUGCAGCAGUUGAACCUCCUCCUUUUGGGACUACCAAUGCCAUACAAGAAGUCUAUGAUGAAGCUGGAUUUUGGGGAUUCUGGAAAGGUGUUAUCCCAACGUUGAUCAUGGUAAGCAAUCCAUCCAUACAGUUUAUGCUGUAUGAGACCCUACUGAAAAAGCUUAGAAAACGGCGUGCCUCCAACAAUAAAGCCUCUGAUGUUACUGCUUUGGAGAUAUUUUUGCUUGGUGCAUUGGCAAAACUUGGAGCUACUGUCGUAACAUAUCCUCUUCUGGUUGUUAAGGCUAGACUUCAGGCAAAGCAAGUUCUUGGAGGUGAUAAAAGACAUCAAUAUAAAGGCACAUUCGAUGCCAUCCUGAAGAUGAUGAACCAUGAAGGUUUCUACGGGUUUUACAAGGGGAUGAGCACCAAAAUUGUACAGAGUGUUCUCGCAGCUGCUGUAUUAUUCAUGGUGAAGGAAGAACUUGUCCGAGGUGCUAGAUGGCUAUUAACUGGAGUUCCUGCCAACUCUACUACAUCAAGGCUCCGGUGACAAUUGACAAAGGGUUUACCCAUAUAGUCCACACCAAUAUCUAUGAUACUACCCACCCUACAGGUCUAUCAGAACCAAUCAGAAGUUGGCACUUGGCAGGAACAACUAUCUACAGCAUUAGGAUUCGUACACUUGUUAUUAAGGAUAGAUCAUUUAAGAUUGAAGAUUAUUAGGGAUAAUUGUUCCACUUCAUUAGGGUUUAUUCAUAAAUUGUAAUCAGGCAAAGGUAAAAAAAAAAUAAAAAUGGACUCAAUUUUUGUUUCCUUAACUUGGAAGGAGACUGCACGUGGUUAUGGAUAAGGCCACGCAUCGUAUUUUAUAAAUAUAUGAAGAUUGAUUAUUUAU
Ipomoea nil (Japanese morning glory) is the source of this 1514-nucleotide messenger RNA. Its product is annotated as peroxisomal nicotinamide adenine dinucleotide carrier. Lineage: Eukaryota; Viridiplantae; Streptophyta; Magnoliopsida; Solanales; Convolvulaceae. Gene Ontology annotation, biological process: nucleotide transport; transmembrane transport. The transcript is spliced from 11 exons. Bases 153 to 1169 code for a protein of 338 amino acids. The record is from RefSeq and is a predicted model, not a curated record.